This is a messenger RNA of Lactuca sativa (garden lettuce), 1393 nucleotides long. The record is from RefSeq and is a predicted model, not a curated record. Lineage: Eukaryota; Viridiplantae; Streptophyta; Magnoliopsida; Asterales; Asteraceae.
UCUGAAGCUCCUUUUUUAGAUACAAGAGAUAUCGUUGUGAAGAAUCAAAGGUCCGGUACGGAGAAGCCACCCAAGAUGUUAUCCACACCUAUCAAAGAUAGCCACUCCUCUUUCAUACUCCCAGGCCAAACAUGUCAACGUUUUACUCUUUCUGAGAUUGAAUCGGCAACCCAAAACUUCGAUGAGGCUUUAGUAAUUGGCCAGGGAGGAUUCGGCAAGGUGUAUAAAUGUUCCAAAACCGGGUCAAUGACCGAAGUUGCAGUCAAAUGAUUGCACUCCAUGUCCAAUCAAGGAGCCAAUGAAUUUGAGUCGGAAGUCAAGGUCCUCUCUAAGCUGCGACAUGGUAAUCUCGUAUCCUUAAUUGGUUAUUGCUAUGAAGAAAAAGAGAUGGUCCUCGUUUAUGAGUUCAUGCCAAAUGGAACACUUGAAGAUCAUCUUCUCUCAUCGGAUUCUUCUUUAUCCUGGUUACAACUACUGAAGAUAUGUGUAGGAGCAGCUCGAGGAUUAGACUAACUUCACACAGCUAAAAUUUCAGAUUUCGGAUUGGCUAAAGUUGGGGUAAUAGAUCAGACACGAACUCAUAUGAGCACAGCUGUGAAAGGGACAUUUGGGUAUAUGGAUCCAUGCUACUUCUACACCGGAAAAUUGACAAGAAAAUCCGAUGUUUAUGCAUUUGGGGUUGUAAUGUUUGAGGUAUUGUCUGGGAGAAAAGCGGUUGAUUCAACCCUUGAGGAAGACCAGUGGGGUUUGGCAAGUUGGGCUCAGCACAAAAUCAAAGAGGGAAAACUCAAUCGAAUUAUUGACCCGAGACUAAUCGGACAAAUCUCCAGAAAAUACUUGAAGGAGUUUGCAAGCGUAGCAGGCCAUUGUUUACACACCCAACCUAAACACCGCCCUACCAUGGCAGAGGUUAUGGUCACGCUCGAGUCUAUUCUUUCACAAGAAAGAGAAAGCGCCAAUUCGGUUGUUGAUGAUGAAGGAUUCAUUUACAAGGUAAAAUCUCUUUUCAUUGGGAAACUAGUUGUUGCUGCAAUUCGAAGCAAAUCUGAUUUCAUUGCGCAUCGUAAACCAAUAUUAGAUGAAGAUAAUGCUGCAAUACGAAAAAAUCCUUAUAAAAGUUCUAGAACUUUCUCAUAUGCUGAAUUGGUAAGUGAAACAAAUGGUUUUUGAGGACGAGGAACAUUCGCCAGAUUUUAAUGAAUCCAUUUUUAAAGGUUGGGUAGAUGAAAGUGAUGGGUUUUGGCCAUAUGAACAUUCCUAUGUGCACAUGCAAACCCUAAUGCUUGGAUCUAGGUUUCUCUAAUUAAACAUGCUUUGAAUCCAAGACUUCUAAUGACUAAUUAGGUAUAAGAACAAUACAAAAUCAGAUCUAGAAGUUUACCUUUGAAUCUCU